Nannospalax galili (Upper Galilee mountains blind mole rat) is the source of this 2056-nucleotide messenger RNA. It is a transcript of the gene Lmnb1, whose product is annotated as lamin B1. The coding region runs from base 249 to 2009 and encodes 586 amino acids. The transcript is spliced from 11 exons. The record is from RefSeq and is a predicted model, not a curated record. NCBI's taxonomy places the organism in Eukaryota, Metazoa, Chordata, Mammalia, Rodentia, Spalacidae.
GCCGCCCUCCUCCCCGGCCCGCCCGCCGCUCCGAGCUGCCUGAGAGGAAACAAAGUGCUGCGGGCGGGAGACUCGGCGGCGGCUGCGCGCGCCCUGCUCGGCCUCUUCCCGCGCGUGUGAGUGUACGUGCGCGUGUUUUUUAACAAAGGGCGUCUGCCCGCGAUCGCUUGGCCGUUUGUGCCGCCUUCCGCGGUGCUCCUGGUCCCCACGCCGGCCUCCCUUCGUCGCCCCGCCGAUCGCCGCCCGCCAUGGCGACCGCGACCCCCGUUCCGUCGCGGACCGGCAGCCGCGCCAGCGCCCCGGCCACGCCGCUGAGUCCCACGCGGCUGUCGCGGCUGCAGGAGAAGGAGGAGCUGCGGGAGCUCAACGACCGCCUGGCGGUGUACAUCGACAAGGUGCGCAGCCUGGAGACGGAGAACAGUGCGCUGCAGCUGCAGGUGACCGAGCGCGAGGAGGUGCGCGGUCGCGAGCUCACCGGUCUCAAGGCGCUCUACGAGACCGAGCUGGCCGACGCGCGGCGUGCGCUGGACGACACGGCCCGCGAGCGCGCCAAGCUGCAGAUCGAGCUGGGCAAGUUCAAGGCCGAGCACGACCAGCUGCUGCUCAACUAUGCUAAGAAGGAAUCUGAUCUUAACGGAGCCCAGAUCAAGCUUCGAGAAUAUGAAGCCGCACUGAACUCAAAAGAUGCAGCUCUGGCCACUGCUCUUGGUGACAAAAAGAGUUUAGAGGGGGAUCUGGAAGACCUGAAAGACCAGAUCGCCCAGUUGGAAGCCUCCUUAUCUGCUGCCAAAAAACAGUUAGCAGAUGAAACUUUGCUUAAAGUGGAUUUGGAGAAUCGUUGUCAGAGCCUCACCGAGGACUUGGAGUUUCGUAAAAACAUGUAUGAAGAGGAGAUCAAUGAGACAAGAAGAAAGCAUGAGACUCGCUUGGUAGAGGUGGAUUCUGGGCGUCAGAUUGAGUAUGAGUACAAGCUGGCUCAAGCGCUUCAUGAGAUGAGAGAACAGCACGACGCCCAAGUGAGGCUGUACAAGGAAGAGCUGGAGCAGACCUACCAUGCCAAACUCGAGAAUGCCAGACUGUCCUCAGAGAUGAACACUUCUACGGUCAACAGUGCCAGGGAAGAAUUGAUGGAGAGCCGUAUGCGGAUCGAGAGCCUUUCAUCUCAGCUGUCUAACCUUCAGAAAGAGUCUAGGGCAUGUUUGGAAAGGAUUCAAGAAUUGGAGGAUUUGCUUGCUAAGGAGAAAGACAACUCUCGUCGUAUGCUGUCUGACAAAGAGAGAGAGAUGGCAGAAAUAAGGGACCAGAUGGAGCAGCAGUUGAGCGAUUACGAGCAACUCCUUGAUGUGAAGCUUGCCCUGGACAUGGAGAUCAGCGCUUAUAGGAAACUCCUAGAAGGCGAAGAGGAGAGGUUAAAGCUUUCUCCAAGCCCUUCUUCCCGUGUGACCGUGUCCCGAGCAUCUUCUAGUCGCAGUGUACGCACGACUAGAGGAAAGCGGAAGAGAGUUGACGUUGAAGAAUCGGAGGCGAGCAGUAGUGUUAGCAUCGCCCAUUCUGCCUCAGCCACCGGGAAUGUGUGUGUUGAAGAGAUAGAUGUUGAUGGGAAAUUUAUUCGCCUGAAGAACACUUCGGAACAGGAUCAACCAAUGGGAGGCUGGGAGAUGAUCAGAAAAAUUGGAGACACAUCAGUCAGUUACAAAUAUACCUCAAGAUACGUGCUGAAGGCAGGCCAGACUGUCACUAUUUGGGCUGCAAAUGCUGGUGUCACAGCCAGUCCUCCCACUGACCUCAUCUGGAAGAAUCAGAACUCCUGGGGCACUGGUGAAGAUGUGAAGGUUAUAUUGAAAAAUUCUCAGGGAGAGGAGGUUGCUCAAAGAAGUACAGUCUUUAAAACAACUGUACCUGAAGAGGAGGAAGAAGAGGAGGAGCCUGUUGGAGUGGCAGUUGAGGAGGAGCUUUUCCACCAGCAGGGAGCACCAAGAGCAUCCAAUAGAAGCUGUGCCAUCAUGUAAACCUCUCAAUUCGGCUGUCUUCCCCAAGACAGAGAAGCAUGGUAAUC